This is a messenger RNA of Colossoma macropomum (tambaqui), 1627 nucleotides long. Its product is annotated as butyrophilin subfamily 2 member A2-like. The record is from RefSeq and is a predicted model, not a curated record. NCBI's taxonomy places the organism in Eukaryota, Metazoa, Chordata, Actinopteri, Characiformes, Serrasalmidae. Gene Ontology annotation, molecular function: protein binding. The transcript has 10 exons. The coding region runs from base 1 to 1542 and encodes 513 amino acids.
AUGAAGUUUGUCUGUGUGACACAGAUUUUCUUCAUCUUCAUGGAUUCUCAAUCAGAGUGUUUGAAGGUGGUUGGUGCAGCUGCUCCUCUUUUUGCUGUAGCUGGUGAAGAUCUGGUUCUGCCCUGCUCUAUCCAACCCAGCACCAGUGCUGUGGAUAUGAGAGUAGAGUGGUUCAGAGUAGAUGUAACAGACUCAUUAGUCCAUCUUUAUAAAGACCGUGAAGACAAAAAUGAAGGGCAGAUUUUAAGCUACAGAGGAAGAACAGCACUGUCAAGAGAGGAGCUGCAAAAAGGCAACGCUUCACUUAAACUCUCAGCAGUCCAAGUCUCAGAUGAGGGAGCUUACAAAUGUCUCGUUGAAGCCAAAUCCUGGUAUGAUGACAUUACUGUUAAUGUCAUUGUUGAGGUUCUGGGAACUCACCCGGUGAUCACUAUGGAGGGCUAUGACAACUUAGGAGGGAUCAAUCUAGUGUGUGAAUCUAAAGGUUGGAAUCCUAAACCUGAUGUUUGGUGGCUGGACAGAGAAGGGGUCACUCUGAAUGCUGAAGAUACAGAGACACACAGAGACACUGAGGGCUUCAGAGUGAAACACAGCAUCACUGUUCAUGAUAGUGACUCCAACAGAUUCUACUGCAGACUUCAACAAAAGCAUCACAUGAGGGAGACAGAUAUUAUCAUCUCUGGCAAAGUCUUUCAUGCAUGGAAGUUUGCUGUCGUCAGUAUUUCAGUUUUAGCGGUCAUCUCUGCUGUUGUCUUCAUUGUAACCAUCAUCUGUGUUUGUCAAAAGAAAGAAAAGAUUGAAAGAGCAAGUUUUCAUGUGUUUUUUUGUACAUUUCAUGCACAUUUUUGUGGUGUCUCAUUGUGUUGCCCUUAUUUUUAUUGUUUCUUUUCAGAAAUUCUAAGCAAGAAACUACAAAAUGAUUUUGAAAAGGAGAAACAGUAUGCAGAAAUCCAGAGGCAGAGGGUAGAGGACGAGUUUGAAAAGAAAAUGAAUCAUGCAGUGGAAGUGACUCUGGAAGCUGAUACUGCAAGUCCAAAACUCAUCCUCUCUGAUGAUGGAAAACAAGUGACACAUGGAGACACAAAACAGGAUCUUCCUGACACCCCAGAAAGGUUUGAUCAUUGUCCCUGUGUCCUGGGAAAGGAGGGAUUCUCCUCAGGAAGAAUUUACUAUGAGGUGCAGGUCAGUGGGAAGACUAAGUGGGACUUAGGAGUGGCCAAAGAGUCCAUUAACAGGAAGGGGAAGAUUACACUGGACCCACAGAAUGGAUUCUGGGCUAUUGUUCUGAGGAAGGGGAAUGAGUAUAGAGCUUGUGUUGGUUCUUCCAUCCUCCUCUACCCAAGAGAGAAGCUCCAGAAGGUGGGAGUGUUUAUGGAUUAUGAGGAGGGUCUGGUCUCCUUUUAUGAUGUGGAGUCCAGAUCUCAUAUCUACUCUUUCACUGGCCAGUCUUUCACUGAGAAACUCUAUCCAUACUUCAGCCCCUGUAAUAACAAAAGAGGUAAAAACUCAGCGCCGCUUGUUAUUUCUCCUGUUUCCGAAUGAGGUUUUGUCUAAAAAUCUUGUGAUUUUUCAUAGUAAGAUCACACUAAGGGAAAGCAUUCUGUCUGUGUGCGUGUAAGUGAGAGAG